ACGCACCGUUGUGUGUACGUGAUAGUUUCGGAUUCGAGAGUAGCAUUUUAUGUGUGGACUACAGUGUUUCUGUAUUACAACCGAUGGUGUGUAUAGUGCUUAUCGGUAGAGACAAGCUAGAGAAGAAGAAAAAACGGCUCGAGUAAAGGCAACUAGCGACAAACGCAUACAAAUCAAUCAUGUAUCUUCGUUUGCGGUGCGAAAAUGUUGAUUGAGUCGGACGGUUUGUAGCAUAUGAAGGGAAAUCUGUGUAUAGCGAUACAAACUAAUACACAUUCACGCGUCCAUUUGACAUGUUCGACAACAGUGGAUGUGUGCGUGUAUUGCUGGUGUUAGUAUGAGUUUACGGUAAAAAAAAUUUGGUGUCACAUUACUGUCUCUGUUACACAGCCAUAACCGUAUCGUACGUUAGAUUCGUAUGUCAUAUGCGCUGUUUCAUUCGCACCAUUGUCAAUGAAUACACUGCUUUGCUUGUCUACAACACUAACACCGUGCUGUAUACUACAGAGCUACUACUACUGCUGCUGCUGCUGCUAACUCUCAAAAGCCACACACAAUAAAAAAAAGAGAAACGAAACACACGAAGAGAGAAGAGAAGAAAAAGAAAUAUUUUCUAAAAUGGCGAUAUCACGUCUCAUUCAAAACGACUGUGUAUAGUGAAAAUUCACUUGAACGACUCGUUUUAAAAAACAACAUUAAAAUAAAAGUCGACAUAUUUCAAUUGCACCACAUUUUGUCAUCAGCUAGAAAAUUUUGUGUGUUUUAUAUCGUUUGUGCAAGAACGCGAAUAAAAAAACGAAACGAAACGAAAAUCGAAUGGAAAAUUAUUCAACCAGACGAUACAGUAGAUAAAAAAAAACCAUACACACAUACACGUCUUGGAACUUAAAGAAAAUGCUUAACUGAAGAGAGAAAAAAAAACGGGUACAAAACAACAUUUCGUCGAUUUCGAUAUUCUUAUUUUUUGUUUCUUGUAUUUCAUUCGUUCAUUCGUCGAGUUCAAACACCAGGCACAGCAGAAGAAAAAAAUAGAGUGUUUCUUUGUUCAAAAAUUAUUUGUCGUGGUUCUCAGUGGCGUAGUGUGUAGUAUUAAAAUUAAGUUUGCCAGUAAUUUAUUUAUUUUUGUUGUUUUACCUAUUUCUCACUGUCUCUUCUUGGUUGCGUUGAAAUCAAAGAGAAAAUUUGUUUAAUAUAUCGUAAUAUGUAAUGCGAAACACGAAAAUGUCUUCAAUGCGGAUAGUGUGGUGAUGAAAAUGUUUGUUGUUUCCAUUUGAAGAAGAGAAUCCCAAUCGAAAUUAUGAUAAAACAAUUUCUGAUCCAUGCAAGAGAAUAGUUGCAUAUCGAUUUUAAGACGAUUUCAUAUGACAAAAACGAGUAAAGGCAACGAAGAAGAAGAAGAAGAAGAAAACAGGUGAACCGAGUGCUAGUUAUUUUGGAGCGACAGUGAAAUGGCCCAUCGUCUUACUGUUGUUACUGUUAUUGUUGUUGUUGUUGCGGUCAUUGUCAAACCGGAAUCACAUACACGAACUCUAAGUGAAAAUGGGCAAACGAUAUGUUGAUCAUGAUUCGCAAUUGGAUACACCGACAAAUAAAAAACGUAAAACCGAAUCGUCACAUCAACCAUACGUUAACGAUGCUACUGCAACCGAGACUACAAAUCAGUUGACGGCCACAGCGGCGGCCAUCAACGAUGUCACCUAUUCAUUAACCACGGAUCUGGUGGACGGCACCGUGCUCACCGAUCUGUGCGCGAAAAAAUGGCGAUGCGGCAAACCAAUCGGCAAAGGCAGUUUUGGUGAAAUUUUCUUGGCUUCCGACGAUAUAUCCAAACCAGUAACAAGUGAAAAUGCGAAAUUUGUGGUAAAAAUUGAGCCACACAAAAGUGGGCCAUUGUUUGUGGAAAUUCAUUGUUUGAUCAAAUCGGGAAAACCAACAGAGGAGAAACCGUUGCCAUUGGGUAUGCCAACGUACAUGGCAUCGGGUGGUCAUUUCUUUGGUCAGACGAGAUAUCGUUUCCUCAUUUUGCCACGCUACGAUUUUGAUUUACAUUCCAUAAUCCGAAGCCGUCAAGUGGAGACCAAGAAUAUCCUGAUCAUAGCCAGCCAAUUGAUUGACAUUUUAGAGCAUAUUCAUGACUGCGGGUACGCACAUUCGGACAUUAAGGCUGAGAACAUAAUGAUUGGCAAGUGUACGUACAAAAAAAGCAAAGACAAUGAACAAAAGCAGCGCAGCGGCAAUGCAACGAGCCAACAACAGCAAACGGUGACGACGGUCGCCAACAAACAACGUGCCGAUAAACGGAAACCGGUUCGCAAAUUGCGAAUGACAUUGGCACGCAAUGACAGUGAUACGAGACAGGCAAAAAAAACGGCCGAAUCGAAAUCGUAUGCGGAAUCGAGCAGCAGUGCAUCGAGCAACAAAUCGGACAGCGAUUUUGGCGAGGAUUUCGAUAAAUUGAGCGACGAUGACGACGAUGAUGAGGAUGAGGAUGUUGACGACGAUGAGGUGGAUGAGGAUGACGAAGACGACGACGACGUCAUAUCUAAUUCGGAUCUCGGUUCAGGUGUGGACAGCGAUACAAAUAGCACGAAUUCUACAUCGGACAAAGAGUACACAUUCUCACGGCGUCGUAACACAAAAGUGGAGUUCAGUGGUUCGAAUCCGAUGCGAUCGUGUCGCAAAGAGUCGAACAGCACUGAAACCUAUGAUGCGAUGGUGCGUUCACAUUAUUUGCGUCGUUCAACGAAAAAGGUUAACUAUUGUGAGAACGAGGACGAGGAAAUGGGUCGAAAUAGUGAUUUGGAUGAUGAUGAAUGGGGCCGUAAAAAUAGCUACUUAAAGCGAAUAUAUUCAUCGGCUGAAAAAUCAACGGAAAAAUCUCAGCAUCGAUCAGAAGUGAAAAAUGGCAUUGAUCAAUUGGCCACAUUGCGUGAGGACGAUGAGAUGCAAUCGGAAGAUCGAAUACAUUUGAUUGAUUUUGGUUUGGCGCUAAAAUUUGUCGAUUCAAACGGUGUACAUCGGCCAUUUGUGAUGGAUCAGCGACGAGCACAUGAUGGUACGCUUGAGUUUACAUCACGCGACGCACACAUGGGUGCCCAUUCGCGACGCAGUGACCUCGAAUGUUUGGCAUACAAUUUAAUUUAUUGGAAAGAGGGUUAUUUACCGUGGAAAAAUGAGAAGAUCAUGAGCCAACCGGAGCAAGUGCAUCGAAUGAAGGAGUAUUUUAUGACUGACAUUAAGCAAUUAUAUAAGAAAUUUUACAAUGUUCCAAUACCGGCGUUUAUUUAUGAAUUUUUAACACAUGUCGCGAAUUUAGCCUAUCACGAUCGACCCAACUAUAAGUUAUGUAAAGAUAUAUUUUUGAGAGAAUUCCUUAAGCUAGGCUAUAAACAAAGUGAAAUGGUAUUGAAUGUGGCGGACUUACGAGCGGCACCGCAACGCAAAUUGGACACCGAUGAAAUUGAUGCCGUACACAAUGUGCUCGGUCAAAAGAUGAUGGAUGUGGCAAAAAUGAUGAAAAUGGGCAUGAUGAUGUCAUUUUGUGAAACGCCAACCACACCAAAUCAAAUAUCACCGAAAAAUCUCCGAUCGAAGGCCACACAAAAUACGAAAAAACGACGAGCAAAAUUCUCAUGGACUGAAAUAUUGAGCACCGAUCCGGAUCAAAUAGCACGGCAACGGGCCGAAAAGGAAUUCGAACGUGAACCAUGCGAUGAAACGCCCGUCCGCCGUUACACCGGAAAACCUACGUAUGCGAUCAUUCAAACGGAAAAUUUGAAAACGAAAAACAAAGAUCGCGAUCAUUUGGAUCAGCCCGAGGAUUGUAUCAAGGGCUAUAAUCGUGCGAUGAUGGAUGUGUGGCGGAAACGGCAAUCGUUGCUGGUCAAGCAGCUCGAAUACAACAACAGCAUCACCGAAGAGGUGAAACCAACGGUGGUACGUGGUCGACGCAAACCAGCCUCCACCAACACCAGCACUACUAACAUUGCAUCGGAUAAAAAGCUGAACGGUCACAGUGCUGAAGAUGUUCGAAUACCGAACGCAAGCGAUGAUGCCCUGGAAAAAGCAUCCCCAUUACAAACUGCCAAACAAGCGACCAAAACCACACGACGGCGCAAAUCCGGCCUGCGAAAUGUCAUUACACCGACGAAAAAGAUCAGCGCAUAUCGAGAAACGAAUGGUCGAAAGCGGAAAACAAUAGCGUCAACUGAAUCGACCGUCGCUACGGCUAUCAACACAACAACAACGACGACGACGACAACAGCAGCUGCUGCUGCUGUAGCACCUACAUCCAGUGAAAAUUCGGAUGCAUCAAAUCCAUGCUGUGAAAUUAGCUCGAAAAUUGCGUGGUGGGAUUUGAAUACACGCGGUGGCAGUGGCACAAAGAACAGCAGCAGCAGCAGCAGUACGAUUGAAUCGUCGGAAUCGUUAACGCUAGGCGUUGGUGGCAAGGGUCGUCGAAAGUAUAACAGCAGUUGUGGCAUGUCAUCGCCGGCCAGCGAAGAGGACAGUUCACAUGAUUCGUUUGAUUAUCGAAGGCCAAGCACACGAUGCAUUCGUACGCGUGGCGCACACACCUCCGCCAAACCGCUUGUGAUUAGCGACGAAGAUAGUCGUGACACCACCGACUAUAGCCCGGUGAAAAACCGGCACAAACGCACCAAGGAUAGCAAAAGCAAUCGAAGCCGAAACAAACGUACGUCUGCUGCGGCCGCUGCUCGGGCAGUGUCGGGGCGCAAAGUCACAUCCGAAUUGAUACGAACAUUCACCAGAGGCUGACACUGAACCGAGUGCUAUUUGUGUUAAACAAACCGACCGAGUGAACACCAUCAUUGUCAGCCGUCAUUGUUAUUCUCUCAUCAUCGUUGUCGCAAAAUGCAUUCAAUCUACGUUGUCACAAAAUCAACGUGCUGUUGCUCAAAAUGAAAAUGGAUUUUUGUUGCACGUUCAAACUGCAUGUCAAGUGAAAAUAGAAACAGCAAAAAAAAACCAGGCAAAAUAUAGAACAAUUAAGGCUAAACAAAAUGGAAGAAAAAAAACAAUUGUGAUGUGUGAAUUUUGAAGCACACAGAAAAAAAAAUGGUUCUGAUGAAAAAUGAAAGAAAAGUAAGAAAAAAUAAGAAAAAAAAAACUCCUACAAAUUUAUAGUCUAAAAAAUCAACAGAAUCAUUAAAUUAUUAUGUUUAAAAUUAAACAAAAAAAAACUAUUAAUAAUAUUAUGAGUAAAUACGACAAAAAUUCUGAGAAUAAAAGAGAGAAUAAUGGGUUUAUUCCAAUGAAAUGCACUCGAAA
Molecule: messenger RNA, 5292 nt
Organism: Sitodiplosis mosellana (orange wheat blossom midge)
Lineage: Eukaryota; Metazoa; Arthropoda; Insecta; Diptera; Cecidomyiidae
Gene: bsd
Exons: 7
Coding region: 1540-4779 (1079 amino acids)
Biological process (GO): peptidyl-serine phosphorylation; endocytosis; signal transduction
Cellular component (GO): nucleus; cytoplasm
Molecular function (GO): ATP binding; protein serine/threonine kinase activity
Source: RefSeq, a predicted model, not a curated record